AAUUAGAUUAAUAAAUUAAGCUGAAACAUAUAAAAAUAAUAAUAAUCUUAAGUGAAAUGAAAAACAUCAACAACAUUGAACAAUGAAUAUUUUGUUUGUUUAAUGAAAGUAUUUGUUUGAAUUAAUCAUUUAAAACAAAAUAAAAUGAAUUGAAACUAUAUUUUUCAUUAUGAAUCAAACUUAUAGUAAUUUAACAAAUUUACGAUCAGAUACAAAUUUAACAUUAUAUAGAGAAAAUAAUAUAGAAAUAUAUAGUGCAUUUUUUGUCCAGACAACAAUAUGUAUUAUCGGAGCAAUAUUAAAUAUAAUAAAUGUAAUUGUAUUAAGUCAUAAACAAUUUGAAGCUACACCAUAUUUAUUUAUGACAGCAUUAUCAUUAACAGAUACUGGAAUAUUACUUGUUCAUUUACCAUCUGGUUGGGCAAGGUGUGGAAAGCAACUUCGAAUAUGUCAAACAGAAACAUAUAAACAAUUUAGGGUUAUAUUGUUAUAUUACGUAACAUAUAUUGGAUUUGGAUUAGGGAAUAUUCUUGAAGCUUCAUCUGUAUGGAUAACUGUGUUAAUAUCAGCAGAACGUUACAUCAUCAUGAAAUGGCCACAUUUAGGCAAGUUACAUUUUGCAAGAUAUCAAGGGAAAUGGCAAGUGUUUAUCACUGUAUGUAUAGCUGUGGUGUUUAAUUUUCCAUUAUUUUUUACAUUGAAAAUUAACACUUCUGUUGUCCAAGGACCUAAUAAUACAAAAAGACAUUUUCAUUACAGUAAAUUAACAUGGUUUGGACAAUCAACAUACUAUCACACGUUUACGUGGAUACGGUUUAUCUGUGUUCAAUGUAUCCCAUUGAUUACAUUGUGUAUCGUUAAUUUUAUGCUUCUACGUUUAACAUGGUCUAGUUAUCAUAAUCAAAAAGCACAUCAACUGAGUCAACAAAUUUAUAUGAAACGUUCAUCGCUCCCAUUGACAUCAAGAAUUGACGAAAAUACUGAGAUUAGUUGCCAAAGUGUAAAUGAUAUACCUUAUAAUUUGCAAAUAAAAUCUCAAGCAAUCUCCAAUUUCACAACUCAAGUAACAAUUUCAAAAGAUAUUGUUGACAACACUACAAUACACAGAAAUAACGGUUCAACUCCAACGAAGCGUAUUUCUCUAAGAAACAGACGGUUGGAGCGUUCACAACAAGCGAACAACAAGUUGUCAAUACUAUUGAUGACUGUGAUAUUUUUGUUUAUUAUCGGUCAGAUUCCUCAAGCUUUAGCGUAUGUUCAUAUUUUGGAACUGAUUGUACCAAGAUCUUGCGUAAAAUGUCGACCAUAUUCAGCUCUGUAUAAACAUUUUAGUCAGAUGCUAUGUUUAAUUACAUCAACAACUAAUUUCUUUUUAUAUGUUGGUUUGAAUAGAAACUUUCGUGAAUGUUUGACUGGGUUAUGUCAUACAAGGAGGAAAAACACAAUUUUAAAACGUUGAAUAGAACUUCACUAGAAAAUAACUUGAAUCCGAUUCCUUGAACUUUCUUGUAUGUACAUCUCAUGUUUUGUCCACUUAUCAUAAUUUCUUUAUUCCCUAAUUUUUGUAAAAAUCUAUUCGGUUUGUAAGAGCUAAGGUUUUUUGUCUGUUGAAGAUUUAAACAUUGUACUAAAUGAUUCUGAUAAUAAUAUUUUGUAGCAUAUACUUCAGAUAAAUACCUUUCUGAAUAAUUUUUAAUCCUAAAUAUACCUCACUAGCUUUCUUCAGUAAUGAUCUUGGAUUUCAAGCAAAUUAUGUUAUAUAACUAACUGUCUAUUGUCUAAUUACAUCAAAUGAUGGUAUUAACAGCAAUGAUGAUUUACGAGAACAAUCGAAUUAGUUAUCGUUUUUGAUUUAAAGUAACAAAAGUCUAACAAUAACUGAAGUUUAUUCUGUAUUUUUUAGUUUUUUUUUACUUAAAUGUCAUUUAAAAAUUGCGUUUGAAGGUUUUUAUAUUUCUGUAUGUAUCGUUUUGUGUUUAAAAGUCUAAUUAUUUUUUUGAAAAUAUGAGAAACGAGUUCCAAAAUAUAACGUAUGAGUACCGACUUCUUC
Molecule: messenger RNA, 2050 nt
Organism: Schistosoma rodhaini
Lineage: Eukaryota; Metazoa; Platyhelminthes; Trematoda; Strigeidida; Schistosomatidae
Source: the annotation of a GenBank genome assembly